UCUCCAGUCUGCCAGAGGAUAGCAGUCGUGCUCCCAGUGGAAGAUGGCGGUGGGGAUGCUGUCUGGGGCUGGAGCAGUGUGCUGGAUUUGCACAAAAAGCGAACCCGAAUGGAUAUAAAGGAAAACAUGAACAUAUUUCUAUCUCUUCUCCUCGAGGUCUGGACUCUUUCGAGGUUGUUUAGCUAGAGUGUGCUGCCUUUUUUUCUGGCAGAAAUCCGGGCUUCUUGUCGGGGAUUCACCGACUAUACAUCGCUAGCUCAGCUCAUAGACAGGGUGGGAGUGAAAAGUGGACGAAAAUGUCGGAUUCAAAGGUAAAAGUUGCAGUGAGAGUUCGGCCCAUGAACCGCAGAGAAAUUGAACUGAAUACAAAAUGUGUCGUGGAUAUGGAGGACAACCAAACAGUUCUGCACCCUCCACCCUCAAAUGCAAAAGGAGACAACAGGAAACAAUCUAAGGUGUUCGCUUUUGACCACUGUUUCUGGUCCAUCGAUGAGUCCAACGUUCCCAAAUAUGCUGGUCAAGAGGUGGUGUUCAAGUGCCUUGGAGAGGGAAUACUUGAAAAUGCAUUCCAGGGAUAUAAUGCCUGCAUAUUUGCCUAUGGACAAACAGGUUCAGGCAAGUCCUUUUCCAUGAUGGGGAAUGGGGAGCAGCCGGGUUUAAUCCCUCGACUCUGCUGCUCGCUGUUUGAGAGGGUCCACAGAGUGGAGAACGAGGGCCAUACUUUUAAGGUGGAGGUGUCCUACAUGGAAAUCUACAACGAGAAGGUCCGUGACCUGCUCGAUCCUAAAGGGAGCCGACAUUCCCUGAAAGUUCGGGAACACAAAGUCCUGGGUCCAUACGUGGACGGUCUGUCUCAGCUGGCUGUGACCAACUUUGAGGACAUCGAGGUGUUAAUGUCGGAGGGGAACAAAUCUCGCACAGUCGCAGCCACCAACAUGAAUGAGGAGAGCAGUCGAUCACAUGGCGUCUUCAGUAUCAUUGUCACACAAACACUUUAUGAUCUAAAGUCUGGGAAUUCAGGGGAGAAAGUGAGCAAGCUGAGUCUGGUUGACCUGGCUGGAAGUGAGCGAGUGUCCAAGACUGGAGCUGCGGGGGAGAGACUCAAAGAGGGCAGCAAUAUUAACAAGUCUCUCACCACGUUAGGCUGUGUGAUUUCUGCUCUGGCUGAUCAGUCUGCAGGAAAGGGGAAGGCCAAGUUUGUGCCGUACAGAGACUCAGUCCUCACCUGGCUACUGAAGGACAACCUUGGCGGCAACAGCAAGACAGCCAUGAUAGCCACGGUGAGUCCAGCAGCCGAUAACUACGAGGAGACUCUGUCCACGCUGCGCUAUGCUGACAGAGCCAAGAGAAUUGUCAACCACGCCGUGGUGAACGAAGACCCCAACGCUCGGAUCAUCAGAGAGCUCAGGGAAGAGGUGGAGAAGCUCAAAGUUCAACUCUCCCAGGCCGAGUCAUUGAAGGCUCCUGAGCUGAAGGAGAAACUGCACGAGUCUGAGAAACUCAUUCAGGAGAUGACUGUCACCUGGGAGGAGAAACUGAGAAAGACCGAGGAGAUUGCCACUGAACGGCAGAAGCAGCUGGAGAGCAUGGGCAUCUCUCUGGAAACAUCAGGGAUUAAAGUGGGUGAAGACAAGUGUUUCCUGGUCAAUCUGAAUGCUGAUCCUGCCCUAAAUGAGCUACUAGUCUACUAUUUGAAGGAGCACACGCGUGUGGGCGCGGACACGUCUCAGGACAUCCAACUCUUUGGGAUCGGUAUCCUGCCGGAGCACUGCGCUCUGGAGCUUUGCCCGGACGGUGAUGUCACCCUGAUGCCGAUAGGGAAUGCCAGGAGCUGUGUGAACGGAACAAUGAUUGAUUCCUUGGUGCACCUGUGGCAUGGAGAUCGGAUCUUAUGGGGAAACAAUCACUUCUUCAGGAUCAAUCUGCCUAACCGAAAGCGGCGGGACCGUUUAAAGGAGCUGGAGGGAGCUUCCCCGAGAGAGAGCUUCAUCGAGGCAGAUGUGGAGACCGCUAGCGAGGCCUCUUCUGAGCAGGACUGCAGCUAUGAGUUUGCCCAAAUGGAGGUCAUAAUGAAGACUCUGGGAAACAAUGACCCCAUGCAGAAUGUGGUGCAGGUGCUGGAGAAGCAGUACCUGGAGGAGAAGCGGACGGCUCUGGAGGAGCAGAGGGUGAUGUAUGAACGAGAGCUGGAGUCGCUACGACAACAGCUGUCUCCAGAGAAAACGCCUCAACACCACCGCAGCAGCAGCGAGCGCCUUAUGUUCCCGACGCACACCCCACACGGCAAGCUGCGACUGUGGACAGAGGAGCGGGAUGAGCUUUUUCGCCAGAGUCUUUCUCGACUCAGGGAGCAGGUCGUGAAAGCCAACACCUUGGUGCGAGAAGCCAACUUUUUGGCCGAGGAGAUGAACAAACUGGCUGACUAUCAGGUCACCCUUCAGAUUCCUGCAGCCAACCUCAGCGCCAACCGCAAGCGUGGAGCGAUAGUGAGCGAGCCGGCCAUUCAGGUGCGAAAAAAGGGGAAGGGGACCCAGGUGUGGACCAUUGAGAAGCUGGAAAACAAACUGGUGGAUAUGAGAGACCACUACAGGGACUGGAAGGAAGGCACAGAGGAGAUGUAUAACAAGGCACACAGUAAAUACUGUGAUCCCUUCUAUGAGGCGCAAGAGAACCACAACCUGAUAGGAGUGGCCAACAUUUUUCUGGAGUGCCUUUUCCAUGAUGUCAAACUGCAAUAUGCAGUCCCCAUCAUCAGCCAGCAGGGAGAGGUAGCAGGCAGGUUGCACAUUGAGCUAAUGCGAGUGAGUGGAGCUGUACCAGAGCGCCUGUCUGGGGGAGACGACUCUUCAGAGAACUCCAGUGAGAGUAGCUGCUACGAGGUGAUGGACACCAACGGGGAGAUCGUCCACAUGGCCAAGAGGCUCACCUGCAGGGUGCGGAUCAGGGAGGCCACAGGUUUGCCGAUCAACCUGUCCAACUUUGUUUUCUGUCAGUACACCUUCUGGGAGCACGGGGAGCCCACUGUGGCUCCUCCCAUGGUCAGCCCAGACAGUCCUUCCCCUCGAAGCCCAGAUGCCCAGUUUACUGUCCAGUUUGAUAACUGCAAGGACUACAUUGUGCAUGUGACAGAUGAGUUUUUGGAGUUUAUAUCAGAUGGAGCGUUGGCCAUAGAAGUGUGGGGUCACCGCUGUGCCGGGAACGGAAUUUCGCUCUGGGAGUUAGACGCACUGGAAGCCAAGACCCAGACGCUCCGAGACAGGUGGAGUGAGGUGUCUCGCAGGAUCGAGUUGAUGAUCUCCAUCCAGGAGCUGAAUGAGCAGGGAGAGUACUCAUCUGUGGAGCUGCACCCUGGAAAAGAUAUCAGCACAGGAGGAGUCUUCCAACUCCGACAGGGUCACUCCAGGAGGCUGCAGGUGUGUGUGAAUCCAGUCCAAAACUCAGGCACUCUGCCUCUGCUGGUGGAGGCUGUGCUGUCUGUCUCUAUUGGCUGCGUGUCUGCUCGCUGCACCAAACUACAGAGACCACUGGACAGCUACCAGAGAGAGGAGGAAGACGAUAUGGAUAGUUAUCAGGAAGAAGAUCUCAACUGUGUUCGAGAGCGCUGGUCAGAGGCCCUGAUCAAACGUCGGGAGUACCUCGAUGAACAAAUCAAGAAAAUCAUCAACAAACACGAGAAGUCAGAGGAGGAUAUUGAGCGUGAGGCUCGGCUGGUGGAGCAGUGGGUUGGCCUGACUGAAGAGAGAAACGCAGUGCUGGUACCUGCACCUGGCAGUGGCAUCCCUGGAGCUCCUGCGGACUGGAGCCCGCCUGCAGGAGUGGAAGCUCACAUCCCUGUGCUCUUCCUGGAUUUAAAUGCGGAUAAUCUGACAGCAAACGAGCAGCUGACCGGACCGCAUGCUGCAGGCGUUAACUCUAUCCUGCCCAAAGAGCAUGGGAGCCAGUUCUUCUAUCUGCCCAUCAUCAGGCACAGUGAUGAGGAGGUGUCUGCAGUGUGUUCCUGGGACUCAUCCAUCCACGAUUCUGUGCACCUCAACCGCAUCACGUCUCCUAACGAACGCAUUUACCUGAUCAUCAAAGCCACGGUGCAGCUCAGCCACCCUGCCUCCAUGGAGCUGGUGCUUCGCAAGAGGAUCGCUGUCAACAUCUACAACAAACAGAGUUUCACCCAGAGUCUCAAAAGAAGAAUGUCCUUAAAGAAUGCUCUUUACUCCUGUGGUGUGACUUAUGAGAUCGUUUCCAACAUACCAAAGGCCUCAGAGGAGCCGGAGGAACGGGAAACCUUGGCCCUCAUGGCUGCUCGGGGAGACAGCGGGGAGACUCAGGAUGGAGAAACCUACAUAGAGAAGUACACACGGGGAGUUCUGGAAGUGGAAAACAUCCUCAGUCUGGAGAGGCUGCGACAGGCUGUGACAGUGAAGGAAGCGCUCACUACCAAGGGGAGACACCUAAGAAGGAGUAUCAGCACACCAAAUGUACAGCAUUCUUCAUGUAGUAAAACUGACCUGACUGGUUGUGAGGAUGAAGACUAUAAGGAACACUGUGAUCAUGUGGACAGCAACAACUGCAAUCCUCCGGAGGGCUCGCUUUGCACCACACCCAUCAAAAGCAAGGAGAAUCCAGGUUUGGUUCCAGAGAGCCCUACGUUUUUCAACUCCAUCCCCUUUAAAGUCCUCUCGCCUCAGCCACCUAAGUUCCUCAAGUCUCUGCUGCCUGUCAAAGAGGAGAACAAGGCGAAGAAAGUCCUGGAGGCCCGGCCGCUGCUGGGGCAAGAGAGCAUGCGCUCAUGUGUGGACAGCCCUGCACUGCUCCCCCCUCCCUGCCCCUGGCGCCGGCCCAGGGCAGGCAGCGAGGGCCACUGCAAGCCUGCCACCACCACCCCCACCUCCACCUCCACCUCCACCACUCCCACCAGCAGACAGCUCAGCCACAUACUGCCACACACUGCUGACUCUGAGGACGAGGAGACGGAUGUGGACAUGAUUCUGAAUCUCGAUCGGAGCCCUGAGGACCACAGCAGCUUCCAGCCUUACAUCCCAGAGACCUUUGCAAACUUUGAGAUCUACAACGCCAAUCUGGAGAACCAGGAGGGGUUUCUAUCCUCCCGGUCUGAUUUGAAGGGAAGCCGGUGUGGAGUCGGGAGUGGAGAGAGGGAGGUGUCUCGAAGCCCCACAGCCAGCAGUUGCACUAGUGGCUACUUUUCGCACAGCGCCUCCGACGCUACGCUGUCUGACAUGCCUUUCAGUGCCAGUGAGAGCUCUGACCACCUCAGCUGCACCUCCAGAGACCCCCACGACCCUCUCGGCUGCCCUGCUGGAAGAGGCUGCUCCCAAACCAAAAGUGUUUCUGCAGAGAGUGACAACCAGCAGCCUCCUCCCUCAGCAGCUGGGGUUCACGACCCUGCCUCAUCACCUGUCAGUAUCCCUCAUUGCGGAGACAAGCGGCAAACAUUUCCCCUGCCUCACAACUGUGUGCUCAGUGCCAGCCAGGAGUUCACUGACUUUAAAGGGGCUGAUGACAGUGUUAGAGACAGUGAUUUAGUGCAUUUCACAGAGGGAUGGGAGCAGGAGGGUUUGGAGAAAGAAACAUGUGACACUGGUAGUCGAAACUCGUCUGAUGUCUCUGGUAUUAUCAACACAUCUGUUCCUGAAGACACUUCAACUACUACAUGCAAAUGUCCAAAUAAUAAAGGCUCUGUUAGUGUAGCCAGAGCCCCAGUAUCUGUGCAUGACAAAGUCCCAGUUCCUUCUCCAGCAUCACCUUCCCUGGUCACACCGUUAUCUACAGCCCCAUCCUCUGCCCCAACUACCCGAGCAGGAGGAGAACCUCCAAUUGAGGAGCCAGCUCAGGGAGAUCUGCCCCACGGGAGUCCCUGUCCCAGUCCAAACCCCAGCAGCGCAGAGCCCUCAGGAGAUUCUAGCGGAGAUGAGAGCACCCCUGCAGCUCAGCUUCCUGAUUGGAUGGCCCCAGGGGAACAGGUUUGGGUUGGGAAGAGGAAAGGAACAGUCCACUAUGUUGGAGGGGUGGAGUUUGCUAAGGGGAUCUGGAUUGGUGUGAAGCUUGACAUGGCAGUGGGUAAGCACAACGGGACUGUCCAUGACAGGGUGUACUUCCGCUGCCCCCCAGGUCACGGUGUGUUUGUGAAGCCGUCUCGUCUCAACAGAGGACCGCCCUCCAUGGACACAGAACCCCAGACUCUCAUCAGAUAGGACCCAAAGAAGGACCGUCUUUCUGUGGCAUGGCAGGGACCCGAGGGUGGUGCUUAGAUUCAGCGCCUAAGGGUGAACGACAGGCUGAUUUCAGCGUGGCUCCUCUCCUUGUGAUGGAGAUGUAUUCUGCUUCUCCUUAAGCAUAUCUGACCUGUACAUUUAAUGAAGGUGUAUCCUGAUUACUGUUCACUAAAAAUUCACUAUGCACAUAUCUUGAGUUUUCUAUACGGGGAUAUUUUUUGAUAGAGAACUUCACUUUUAACUGGGAGUCCAUAUGGAAAUAUUAUCCACAUACAUUUUCUUACAUUGGUUUCUAAACGUUAUAUAAUAUUUUUGUAAAACAAUGCAUCCUUUCUGAGGCUCAUAGUGGAGUAAUCUGGGAUAUGAAGAUUAAGAAUGUACUACUGUUUAAGCAUUGAUAUUUACAUCAAUAUGAUCUGUCAGGGGUAACCAAAGAACUUCGGUUCCAUAUCUGCUGUUAUGAGUAAUAUGUUAUUUUUCUAAUGUGCGUAUGUGGAGGUAAACACUAUAUAUCUAUACGUGUCCAAGUAAAGCUUAGUGCCAUAUCUCUAGGAGUAAUGCCACAUACCCUGAACGGAGGACAAAUCUGCUAAAUCUGACUGCAGUUAUGUUAAAUGAUCCUGUUGAAGUACUGAAACACUGUGGAGGAAAUAAUCCCCAUCCAGCAUGAGACUGUUGCUGUUUGAAAGCUUGCACUGGAAAGGAUUCUUGGAGAGUUUGCCGAGUGUCUUCCAUAUUGGACUGAUGAGAUAUUUUCUAUCUGAAGUGACUGAGAAACACAUGUGUGAUCACUUUAAUCCGGGGGAACAAAGCAGCUGGGCUUUGUCCAAGGCCUGGAUGUACUGAUGCCUUAAUGCCCUGUUUCCAUAAAGGCAGGCACAUAAACCCCAGACUGCUCUAUGAACUCCAUAACAAGUUCACGGAGUUUUAAACUAACUAAUUGUAUGGACCUGAAACCUGUGUAUGUAUAUCAUGAUGCCCAGAGGCAUUCAAAAUGCCACCCAGCCUCGCUGACUGACUGAAUACCUUUUUAACUGAGUGUCCAUCUGCAUUUUAUAUGUUAGCUGACUGAUAUAUAACACUACAUGUUAAAAGGUACUCAAUAAUUCUUUUUUUUUUUCACAUGGAGGAUUGGAUGAAUGGAUGAUGGACGAUAUAAGUUACAGAAGACAGCGCAAAAGUAGUUUAGUAAUGAAGAAGAGCUGGACUUGUAUUUUUAUGGAAGUGGUGAGAACUGUGGAACUGACUAGAAAUAGUUAUAAAUCCAAGCUGUAAUUUCAAGUAAAUGAAACGAACCCAAGACCUUACUUUAAAGAAGAGAACAAAGCUGCUCUCCCUCAUAAGGAGUUGUAAAUAGAAAUGUAUUUGAACAUAGUAUUUACAAUAUUAUAAUGUACAGAAUUGUAUUUAUAAUGUAUCGCAAACUGUUUUAAUUGGUACAAAAAUGUUCUAGAAUAGAACAUUUACAAUCAG
Cottoperca gobio is the source of this 7700-nucleotide messenger RNA. It is a transcript of the gene kif13a, whose product is annotated as kinesin family member 13A. Bases 297 to 6206 code for a protein of 1969 amino acids. Gene Ontology annotation, molecular function: microtubule motor activity; microtubule binding; ATP binding. The record is from RefSeq and is a predicted model, not a curated record. Lineage: Eukaryota; Metazoa; Chordata; Actinopteri; Perciformes; Bovichtidae. The transcript has 40 exons. Gene Ontology annotation, biological process: microtubule-based movement.